GCCACAGUUCCCGGCCCAGCGGGCCUUCGCGUUGCGCCACCUGGUCGAGCCGCCCGCCCGCCCGGCUCCCUCGCGGGCCGGACAGCGGAAACCUCCCAACUUCCGAAUUUUUAAAGUUCCUGUUGCUUUGGACAAUGGAUGAACAAUCACAAGGAAUGCAAGGGCCACCUGUUCCUCAGUUCCAGCCACAGAAGGCCUUACGACCAGAUAUGGGCUAUAAUACAUUAGCCAACUUUCGAAUAGAAAAGAAAAUUGGCCGUGGGCAAUUUAGUGAAGUUUAUAGAGCAGCCUGUCUCUUGGAUGGAGUACCAGUAGCUUUAAAAAAAGUACAGAUAUUUGAUUUAAUGGAUGCCAAAGCACGUGCUGAUUGCAUCAAAGAAAUAGAUCUCCUUAAGCAACUCAACCAUCCAAAUGUAAUUAAAUAUUAUGCAUCAUUCAUUGAAGAUAAUGAACUGAACAUAGUUUUGGAAUUAGCAGAUGCUGGUGAUCUAUCCAGAAUGAUAAAGCAUUUUAAGAAACAAAAGAGGUUAAUUCCUGAAAGAACUGUUUGGAAGUACUUUGUUCAACUCUGCAGUGCAUUGGAACAUAUGCAUUCUCGACGAGUCAUGCAUAGAGAUAUAAAACCCGCAAAUGUGUUCAUUACAGCCACAGGAGUGGUCAAACUUGGAGAUCUUGGGCUUGGCCGGUUUUUCAGCUCCAAAACCACAGCUGCACAUUCUUUAGUGGGUACACCUUAUUAUAUGUCUCCAGAGAGAAUACAUGAAAAUGGAUACAACUUCAAAUCUGACAUCUGGUCUCUUGGCUGUCUACUGUAUGAGAUGGCUGCAUUACAGAGUCCAUUCUAUGGUGACAAAAUGAAUUUAUACUCUCUAUGUAAGAAGAUCGAGCAGUGUGACUACCCACCACUUCCUUCAGAUCACUAUUCAGAGGAACUACGACAGUUAGUGAAUAUGUGCAUCAACCCAGACCCUGAGAAGCGACCAGAUAUCACCUAUGUUUAUGACGUAGCGAAGAGGAUGCAUGCAUGCACCACAAGCAGCUAAACAUGUGGAAGAUCAUGAAGAAUAUAACCAAAAUAACUUAAAGUAUUUUUGUGCAAAUCAUACCUCCCUGUUUCUGUCUGGGUGUUAAGAUUAAUAUUUCAGAGCCAAUGUGCUUUGAAUCCUUAACCAGUUUUCAUAUAAGCUUCAUUUUGUACCAAUUUAAGUUACCUUUUUGCAAAACCCCAAAUGACUUUGGAAUAAUCAAAUUACAUGUUAGGAGAGUAAGUAUAACAUAAUGGUUUUUAGUGGCUAUAGGUUUUCAGGCCUACGAGUUUUCUGCUGAUAAAUUUGUGUUCAGAUAGACUCGCAGUGCCAAUAUUGCAGGUGCAGCCUGGCACUCAGCAGGACUGACUCCCCAGCUGGGAAAGUGUCUGAACAUGUGACUUGUUUGCUUUUUAGUCAUUUAUGGACAUUUGAAAUGAACACAAUUGUGAACUUUUGUGAUGACUUUAUUUGUAACAGUUUGAAGUAUGUGUUUUAGUUCUUAGCAUUGUAGCUUUCAAAUAUAAUUAAGAUAAAUGUAGACAUAUACUAUUUGAGAAACAUUUUAAAAUUCUUUGCUUAUACAUUCAAAAUGCAACUUUUAAAUGUGAAAAGAUUUGGGGACAAAAUGUGAGUCAGACACUGAAGAGUUUUUUGCUUUAUUUUAUUUUAAUAUCUUUGAUAGUUUCUUUGCAUUAAAAUGGUAUAAAUGAAUCCCUUUAAAAAGUGGUUAAGGAUUUGUUUGGCUGGUGUGAUAGUAAUUUUGAAACUUGCACAUUGCCCAAGCUUUUUUGUUUUUGCUAUUGAUUGUACAUUUGAAAAAUAUUCUCUGAAUAAUCUUGCAGUACUAUACUUCAAUUUCUUUAUAAAUUUAAAUGCUAUACUCAUAAUUGUACACUGUAGUGUAAGCAUAUGUUUUAUUCAUAGAUUUUAUUGAAGUUCUGAUUGGUCCCCUUCAGAAUUUUUUUUAUAUUCUUCAACUUAUUUAUAUUGUAUGUGCAUUUUAUUCAUUAAUGUUUUCUGAGCAUAAAACCUUUUAAAAAAUCUUUAGUAUACCAACACUUUCCCUGGAUUGAAACAUUUUUUUAAACUUAAAAAUAUUGGCCUACCCUGUGUGGAUGGAUGUAUUCUGUCUUGUUUGAGAGGAAGAAAGGAUGUAUGUUGCGCCCGUAUCUGUGAAUGUUGAUACAGCUUCAAUUCAUUGGACAAGGUUGUAAUUGUAGAACAUGUUUAAAGAAAUGAAAACUAUCCAUUGUUCCACAGCCAGAAUUUUUAUGAGAUUAACGUUUCUAUUGAGAAGCUUUUAAGCAAAGUACUGUAUUAAUGAAUGAAGAUGACAGAGAUGAUAAUGCUUCAAUUACUUUAAGGAAAUGGGCUGAGUUUCCUAAAUACUGUUGUGGAGAUGUGUUUUCCCUUAACAACUUCCUGUUAGUGGUGACCACUUAAUUCCUCACAGCAUUGUGAAACCAAAAGGCUGAGUGGCGGGCGCCAUGCCACCACAUGACCUCGGGAUCCAUAAUCCUGCUGACAUGAAGACCUCGUGUUCAGAGGACACCUACCUUUAGCUGAUAAAACUGCUGGGUUUUGUUUUUUCAUAUAGGUGUUUUUCCUGCAAUCAUUUGAAUACUUUCAAAUAACUUAUACAUUUAAAAAAUAUGUAAAGGGAAAAACAUACAAGCUAUUUUUUUCCCCAGAACGUAAUCAGUUAUGUUGUCAAUCAGUUAUGGUAUCUGAAGGAAGAUUAUCUCUUAGGAUAGGUAGAUGAAACCUGGUUGAUCAUAUGUGAGGGCUGGAUGAAUUGUUCUUCCCAGGUGCUAAUGACUUACAACAUUUUUACUGAGCACCCAGAGAAUUAUCUCUAGUAGUAAAACUGUUUUUAGUUGACCAUUGGUGUCAUGUCCAUUUUAAUGUAAUGUAAUGGAGAUGAAAUGUUCUGUGAUUCAAACGGUCUUUUUCUUGCAAUAUUUAAAAAUACACAGCUCUAAACUGUAUUAGCUUACCUGCUAACAAUGACUUUUAAGCAAAGAUUUAAGCUUUUAUUUUAGUGAAUAUAUCUGCUAAAGGAAAUAGCUGGGAAGAAUUGAAUGAUCAGGGAAAUUCAUUAUUUUCUACAUGUAGAAGCUUUUUGUUUCUGAUAUUGUAUCUUUUUUAUCUAAUUGUUUAUAUUUUUCCUGAAACCACUGUGUAAAAAAUUUUAAUUUAGAAUGGGAUCAUUUCAAAGAAUUAUGAAGAUGAUUAAAGUUUUAAUUUUUAUAAUCACCUACAAAAUGUUCUCUUUAUACUUCUGUUUAUAAAUAAAUUUUGUGUUGAUUAAGUAAAACAUUUUAAUUGAAUGGAGAAUCAGUAAAAUGAAAGGUACAUCUGAUUCUAAACCUUAUUUAACCAUUGGUACAGGUUACCCAGGGGAUACUGAGGGGUAACUUUGUAUGCUGAGGUUUAGGAAUGGUGAAUGAAGGGUACUCCAAUAUAAAUAAAGUGCUCAACAAUGUGCAAUGAUUGUAAAUUUAGAAAGAUAUUUCAUGAAUGCUUUGCCAUUCUCCAUAGUAUCUGUCACAAAACACCUUUCUUGUAUCCAUAUACUUCAGGUGUUGCUGUUAACAUUUACAUGAUAUUUAUUUUAACCAAAAUGUUAUUCAUAUUAAAUGUUUUUCUUUAAAAUUAAUGUAUUAUGUUUAUAACCCACAAUUACAUAAUUAUCCCAUGCCUUAUAUUUCAAUAGUACUGUAAUAUGGACUUUUUGUGAAAUACUUUUAUUUUGUUAUGCUUCAAAUACACAUACUAAAAGAUUCUGUUACUAGCUUUGAAAAUUGUAUAAUAUCCUAAUAUAAAUAAAACAUAAAAUUAAAAAACGAAUACAA
Molecule: messenger RNA, 3883 nt
Organism: Talpa occidentalis (Iberian mole)
Lineage: Eukaryota; Metazoa; Chordata; Mammalia; Eulipotyphla; Talpidae
Gene: NEK7
Product: NIMA related kinase 7
Exons: 10
Coding region: 135-1043 (302 amino acids)
Biological process (GO): protein phosphorylation
Molecular function (GO): ATP binding; protein kinase activity
Source: RefSeq, a predicted model, not a curated record